UUGGACAAAGUCCAAAACUCCUUAGGUAGACAUGAGAUUGAGAGAGAACAAAGUGGUCCGUUUGAAGUGCCUUUCAGCUUCGAGGGCGUUUUAAUUAAUUUUGUUCUCUACAGAGGAGGAUGUGAGCAAAAUGCAUGCUGUCUGGCACAGGAAGAGAAUAAAAAGUUGUUUAAGUGGUCCUAUAGUCAUGCACCUAUCUAUCUCAGAGGGCCUUAUCCAUCAAUCUUCUUCAUUCCUACCUUCUUCUGCUAAGAAAAUCUCAUUUCCACAACAAUGUCAAAAGAAUAAAAAUCUGAUUAUUCUGACAUACAACGCAAAAUGCCCGAGACAGCUACUACACCAACGGAUUCCUCCACUAAUAGUCUCUUCGAGCUUCUCACCGAAAUGAAGAAGCAAUCUUGGCCAGAAUCACUCACCUUUCAAGCAAAAUCUCCCUCCCAACACUGCUCCGAAUGCUGGUUCGACGAUGCAUGCAUCUUGGACAUGGAUUACUUCGUGAAGACCCUUUCUGGAAUCAAGGCCAAAGGUGUUCGUGCAGACCUUAUUGGCUCCAUCAUCACUCACUAUGCCUCCAAAUGGCUCCCUGAUCUUUCUGCAGGUGAUAUGGUCGAAAAGGGUCUCACCCAAAUCGAGGAAUCACCGGAAAGCGUGACGGCUUCAUGGAUGAAGAAGAGGUUCUUCGUGGAAACCUUGGUGGGUGUUCUGCCUCCUGAGAAAGAUGCAAUUCCAUGUAACUUUAUGCUCAGGCUUCUGAGAACGGCCAACAUGGUUGGAGUUGAGGGUAACUACAGGCAAGAGCUUGAGAAGCGUAUUUCGUGGCAAUUAGACCAGGCUUCGUUGAAGGAGUUGGUGAUUCCAUCUUUCAGCCACACUUGUGCCACUCUCUUGGAUGUUGAACUUGUCAUUAGGCUGGUUCAGAGGUUCGUGAGUUUGGACAGUGACGGGGCUAAGAGUGUUGCUUCUUUGGUUAAGGUAGCUAAGUUAGUCGAUUCCUACCUCGCUGAGGCUGCUGUGGACUCCAAUUUGAGCUUGAACGACUUCGUUACCCUUGCCGCCGCUCUUCCUAGCCAUGCAAGAGCAACGGAUGAUGGCUUGUACCGUGCCAUUGAUACCUAUCUUAAAGCACAUCCAGCAGUGUCAAAGCAAGAAAGGAAGGGUCUUUGCAGGUUAAUCGACAGCAGAAAACUGACCCCAGAGGCAUCACUGCAUGCAGCACAGAACGAACGAUUUCCAGUGAGAGCAGUGAUUCAGGUGCUGCUUUCUGAGCAAAGCAAACUGUCACGGCACGUGGAUUGGAGCGGUUCGUUGGUGAGUGGGACAAGAAGCCCCAGUACGUUCGAGUUACCGACACGGUGUCUGUCGAAGCGUGAGGUGAACGCGCAGCAGCACGAGAUAAGGAAGCUGAAGGACGACGUGUACAGGUUGCAGAGCCAGUGCAACGCCAUGCAGGCUCAGAUGGAGAGAAUGGUGGAGAAGAAAAAGGGGUUCUUCAAGUGGAAGAAGUUUGCUUUUGGCAAAGCUGAACAUGAAAAAAUGGAACUUGAGCUUGAAGGGAAUGAAAUGUACACGCCUGCUGGUCUCAAAACCAGAUUGGUCAAUGUCAAAGGUAGCAAGAACAACAACACUCACAAGUGGAGGAAAUCUAUGUCGUGAAACCACAAGAACACAACUCAUUAGUUUGUUAUAUUAUUUUGUUCAGAAUAAUAAUUCAGUGUUUGAUAUGUUUGUUCAUUGGUGUUUGAAAUAAUGUAAGAUCAGCCUUUUGUCUUUGGAAUGAUAAUACUGAAAUGUGAUGAUUGUAGAAUGAUAAGUAGAAUCUUGGGUUUGUUUAGGCGUAUGUUGUUUUUCAAAGUUUACUUCAAUAAAUUGAGGCUGAUGCUUCCUGCACUUUCGUAA
Molecule: messenger RNA, 1896 nt
Organism: Vigna angularis (adzuki bean)
Lineage: Eukaryota; Viridiplantae; Streptophyta; Magnoliopsida; Fabales; Fabaceae
Product: root phototropism protein 3
Exons: 3
Coding region: 319-1653 (444 amino acids)
Source: RefSeq, a predicted model, not a curated record